Messenger RNA from Trifolium pratense (red clover), 1925 nucleotides. RefSeq lists its product as uncharacterized. Lineage: Eukaryota; Viridiplantae; Streptophyta; Magnoliopsida; Fabales; Fabaceae. The record is from RefSeq and is a predicted model, not a curated record. The transcript has 15 exons. Bases 286 to 1506 code for a protein of 406 amino acids.
AUUAAUUUCUAAGACUAAGCGGCAGAAGAAUACAUAACGGAAGAAGAAGUUAAGAUUUGUGUUUAUGAAAAAGAAGAGAAAAUACGUGACGUAGUGUUUUUUUGAGGAACACACAACGUUGUAUUUUGCUAUAAAAACAGAGAAACAAAACACGUUUGUUUGUGGCAUAGGUACUGCACUGCACUCCGCGAUUUUCGCUUCCCGCUCCUUUCGUCAACUAAUAACUCUCUAAUCUUCAUCAACAAAAAACACAAGAACAUCAUCCUGUUUUUUCUGAAUUUUGCAAUGCCAGACAUGAAGUCAUCACCUGUUCGGACGGUUUUGGUUGCUGAUUCAAAGAGUAAAAAAUCAUGUUUAUAUGCAAUUUUUCCAGCGGCACUUUUAGCAUUUGUUGUUUUGUUUUUGACAAGUUCAUUAUACUCACAAAACUACAAAGAGAAACUAUCAAACUUCAAAAUCGAUGUAGAUAAUACUAUGGAAACUCUUGUUCAAAAAAAUACUAUGGAAACUAAUGAUAAAUGCAAGAAGCAAUGCAGGCCUAGUGGAAGUGAGGCUUUACCUGAAGGUAUAAUCUCAAGUACUUCUAGUUUCGAGAUGAGAGCUUUAUGGGAACUUGCAAGGUCGAAGAAGGUUCAUAAUGAUGUCGUUGUUAAGGUAAAUGCAUCAUCGAACUUGUUUGCAAUGGCGGUGGGGAUAAAGCAGAAAGAUCUAGUUAACAAGAUGGUCAAGAAGUUUCUAGAAAGUAAUUUCAUUGUGAUGCUUUUCCAUUAUGAUGGGAUGGUCGACGGAUGGAAGAUAUUCGAAUGGAGUCAUCGUGUUAUUCAUAUAUCGGUACCUGACCAAACCAAAUGGUGGUUUGCGAAGCGUUUCUUACACCCCGACAUAGUUGCAGAAUAUGAUUAUAUUUUCCUUUGGGACGAGGACCUAGGAGUUGAAAAUUUCCACCCUGAUAAGUAUAUAUCGAUUGUUAAAGAAGAAGGGCUUGAGAUAUCACAACCAGCACUUGAUCCAAAACUUUCAGAAGUUCAUCAUCAGAUUACUGCGCGUGGUAGGAGAUCAAUAGUGCACAGGAGAACAUAUAAACCGGCUAAUGGUGGGAAAGGCUGUGACGAAAGUAGCACUGCUCCUCCAUGCACAGGGUGGAUCGAAGUGAUGGCUCCUGUUUUUUCAAAAGCUGCAUGGCGUUGUGUUUGGUACAUGAUUCAGAAUGACUUGGUUCAUGCAUGGGGUCUAGAUAUGCAGCUCGGUUACUGCUCUCAGGGCGAUCGAACAAAAAAUGUUGGUGUUGUUGAUGCUGAAUACAUUGUCCACUACAAUCGUCCUACUCUUGGAGGCAUAGAUAAGAAGACUGCGGAAGAAAAUGUUUCAGUUUCAUCUCAGGAAAAAGAGGAUCACAGAGUUGAUGUAAGGAGGCUAUCAUACCAUGAAUUAGAUAUUUUCAAAAAACGUUGGGAAAAGGCAGUUGAGGAGGAUAAAUGUUGGGUGGAUCCAUUUGAACAGCAUUGAUAGAUGAUAUAGUCAAAGUUGUGUAAAAUUGUAUAUAAAAAAAAGAAAAGACAAAAACACAUCAUUUAUGUGAAGUGAAGAAAAUGCAUGCAACUCACAGCUACAGCAAUUGAUCAUAGUUGAGAUAGAGAGACUUUGGAGGGUACCUCAAGGGUGGAUUUGUUCAAUAUUUGGUCACCUUUUUAUUCAAUAAGGUUUGAAGCAAAAUAAAUUAAGAGAUGGUUAGAUAUGAUUAGAGAUGGUUAGAAAGUUAAAAGUGAGGUUCUUUUAAGUUGUUUUUUUCUUUUGAGAAAAAAACAGCUUAGAGUCAUCUAAUUAUUUUAUUUGAUAAACUAGUUGAUGUCAAGGACAGCUCAAAUGAAUAUGAAGAUUGUGAUUAUUGGUUUCAUUACUUUAUUUAUUUUCUUGGCGUCUGGUCA